Arachis ipaensis is the source of this 1062-nucleotide messenger RNA. Lineage: Eukaryota; Viridiplantae; Streptophyta; Magnoliopsida; Fabales; Fabaceae. The record is from RefSeq and is a predicted model, not a curated record.
UUUUUCCUGAAUUGGUUGAUAAUUUAAUGUGUAAUAUUGGUGAGAAAAUGUGAAACGGAGAGAAUUCUAUUGGUUGAGACUAGCAAUUUCUGAUUCGUGCUUGCUAGUUUUAACUUUAAUUUAUGAAGAAUGCACCGCACUGGAAAUUGGGUAUGUUGAAAAUGCGUGAUAAUUUUAGCAGUUAUUCGAUGUAUUUUAGCUGUUAUUCGAUGCUUGCUAGGUUUUUGGGGACCUCAAAUAUAAUUUCGAGAGGGUGAGCCUUUGUAUUUCUAUAGUUAACAUGAAUAUGAAGAUAUAAAUCUGAUAGCAGUUUGGAGAUUAUGUAUGUGUGCAGAUUAAAAUAGGGGGAAGAAAUUUUCAUGGACUUAAUUUAUGUAAAUUUUUUUCUCUUACUCUUAAUACUAUUUGUUCCUUUGUCAAUAAUGUUUAAUCCCUUCAUCCCUCCGCCUUCGUCCCUGCUGGUAAUGUAUUCAUUAUCAGUUCUAUUAGUUAAAAAAUAAUGUUAAAUAAUAUUGUUGAAGUAAAACAGACCUAGAAGAAAGUCACAUUGAAUAAGAUGUUGAGUCGAAUGCAAGGUGUUUGGUUUUGGUUUUGGUUGAUUGCCCUGUUAUAAAAUUAAAGCAACAUUUCGUGCUAUGUAUGUUGGUUUUGGUUGACUGCCCUGUUAUGAAAUUAGUGUAGCGAGUGGUAUGUGACUUGAGGGAAUAGAGGUCGUUUAAAUGUGUAUUGCAUUUGGAGGCAAGUUGAGAAAAAUAAAAGGACAUGGCGUUCCUAGCAGCAGUUUUUAUUCUUCCUGCAGGCACUCUUUUCAUUCUCUCAGGCCUUAUUGUUAACGCAAUGCAGAUUCAAGAAUCUGACGAGGCAAGAAAGAAGUUCUCAAAUGCUAAAUCUCUUUCUUACUCCCAAUUUUUUGGAGAUCAGAACAAAGCUGCAGACGUGGCUGAUCAAGCUACUUUGUCAAAGUUUUCAGGUUCAUCUGCCAUCUCCAGUGAUGUUCAUACCCUCGUUUGUGUUUUUCUUCUACUUCUUAUUAUUAUCCUUUAUUCUCCAUUGCAUUCAUAA